Messenger RNA from Octopus bimaculoides (California two-spot octopus), 1339 nucleotides. Its product is annotated as glutamate receptor ionotropic, kainate 2-like. Gene Ontology annotation, biological process: monoatomic ion transport. The record is from RefSeq and is a predicted model, not a curated record. Lineage: Eukaryota; Metazoa; Mollusca; Cephalopoda; Octopoda; Octopodidae. Gene Ontology annotation, molecular function: ligand-gated monoatomic ion channel activity; signaling receptor activity. Gene Ontology annotation, cellular component: membrane.
AAAGCAACGACAACAUGUUUAUGGUUGAUCCAGAAGAGGUUAUCGAUAGAAAAUACGAUAUAUUCCGUGUAGAUGGAUACGAAGAAGAGGCCACUUACAAGCGAAUAGGAGAGUGGUGUUUUGACAUUGGUCUAGUUUUCACAGUGACGCCUAUAGACGCGAGGGAUGUCUUUCCCAACGCUUUACCUGGAUUGGGUAACGUAACCCUAAAGGUUGGAACCAUCGUACUGGCUCCAUACAUUACUAGAGUAAACGGUACCGGAUGGGAAGGAUUUUGUAUCGAUAUACUCAAUGAAAUGAGUAGUACCAUGAACUUCAAUUAUGUACUGCAAGAACCUGAAGACAAGAUGUUCGGUGUUUAUGAUAAUGCAACGCAUAACUGGACUGGAGUUAUAGGAAUGGCAUACCGCAAUGAAGUCGAUCUCGGAAUCGGACCUAUUACACUGACAGCCCAUCGUUUUGAAUAUAUUGACUUCACACAUCCUUUCUCUGAAGACGGAAUUGGCAUCGCCUACAGACUGGAAGAUGACCGUGUCUCCAUGGACAUGAUAUUUCGACCAUUUCAAUUGUGGGUUUGGAUACUAACGCCUGCUGCCAUAUUUUUUGUCGGUAUCUUCCUGACAGUAAUCAACAAGAUCAGCGCCAUGUUCAGAUCUACUGAAGCUAGUGAAGAAUUAAACUGUUCCUACUACGAGAAUUGCUGGUACACGUUUGGAACAGCCCUCAUGCAAGGUCAAAACAACGAACCAAAGAACAUAUCAGGUCGAAUCAUGAUCAUCUUCUGGUGGCUGUUUGUUAUCCUGUUGACCACAUACUACACAGCCUUCUUAGCUGCUAUUCUUACAGUCAAAGUCUCCAAAUUAUCCAUCACAAGUCUAGAAGAUUUAGCACAUCAUCCUUCUAUACGGCCCAUAACGCUCUCCGGAUCAACGUGGUGGUCAUAUUUUUUGAAAUCACGGAAUCCAUCGUAUCGGACGAUUGGUCGAGAGAUCCGCAGGAGUCCGAAUGUCACAGAUACUGCUAAAAUAAUGGAAAUGGUGUUGACCGAGAACUUUGCCUAUGUCAUGGACAGCUCAGUUGUGAGGUAUUUCGCUGCGAAGGACAAGAAGGCUUAUGCAUUCGUCGAAGAGAAGGGUUACAGACAGAGCUUAGGUUUCAUCACGCCAAAACACUCAGCUAUUCGAGAAAUAGUUUCUUUCAAGUAGGUGAAACAUUUCGAAUUUAAAUACUUCAUUAUUUUGUUUUUUACUUUUGUGAAGGCGAAGAAGUUAUUGCGUGGUUAAGAGAUUCGUUUCACAAAUAUGUUGUUGGGAGUUCGAUCCCGUAGCAGAUGAUUGUG